CAUUGCUUGGAGAAGGUCACCUUCUCCAAUGUGUACCUGAAUGAUGUUGAUGAGGAUCCUCUGGACUCUAGGAAACCAUGUGAGUGAUGUGUUUCAGCCAAGAACUAUCCCCUGAGAUGAGCACUUGAAGGGCUGAUGCUUUUCCAACUAUUGUUGACCAAAGAGCUUUUGUCUUAACUUGGACAUAGAGAUGGAAUCCACUCAGGGCCAACCACUACAGGGAGAGGAGACCUUGCUCAUGGCUAGAGUGGGCCUCUUUGGGCUGGGGAGAGGGUGGGAUUGCACAUAAGUUCUGUGCUGUAUGUUGAUGCCUACUUCCUGUGAAUACCUGUGCUUUCCACUUAGACCAAAAAGAUUUCACUCUGUCUUCCCCAGCUGGAGCAGAUCUGCUUUAUAAUAUGGAGUCAUGUUUGUUUCUUCUGGGGGAGUAAUACUGCUAACUAUAUCGUAAAAAUCCCUUAGGAGACUUGCUUCAGCUCAGACGGGCUUUGGUGAACUCACCUGGGUUGCUUUCUCAGGGAGGACCUUAAAUUAUCUGAUGUGGGAAUAAUAAAGAGGGUUUGUUAUUUCCUGGUCUUUGAAGCAUCUGUGCCUCCAAAGUCAUUAUCCUACAUUCCCAGGCAUGAGGAACCUGGGAGGUAAGAGCUAAAUUACUGGCCCUAGUAGCUACCUAGUUUCGAGGAUUAUUAGGUCUUAUUUGAAUAAAGCCAAGGCUAGUGUAGUGUUUUGAUGGGUUGGGACUUAAUGUGUUCAUCUUUCCAAGACCAUUCAUAAUAGAAGGCUGAGAAAGCGGGGGCCUUCUUUUGGUCUGGGAACUGUGGGCAGCCAGAGCAUGGUCUAUCACUUUCCAUAGCCAUGGGACCAUGGGACCUUGGGAUGUCAGUCUAUUUGAUUGUCCCGAAGUGCAGCAAGAAGAGGUCUGGUUUGCUUCGCGCCAGCUCUAGUUUGACACAAUACUCAGUUUAGCCGGGAUAGGGAUCAGCCUGCAGCGUCACUGUUUUCCGCCCCAGUCCAUUGCAGGACACUACUGGUAGAAAUGGGAACCCACUCCCAGGCGAUUCCCAAGAGGUACCGUGUUAAGUCCCAGGAUUCCGCACGGCUAGCGGGCCGCUUAUCCUAGCCGAUCCAGCGCUCCGCCCCGCCCCGAAGUGUGUCCAAUCAGAGCGAACUGCUCAGCCUUGGGUUUGUUGCCAUAACUUCCGGUUCAGUACCGGAAGUCGUGCGGUGGAGCGAAAUUUGAAGGAAGUGGAGCUGCGGCAGUUCGGCCAUCAAAUUGGAUCUGUUGCAGUUUCCCGGGCUAGUCUGGCCACUUGAGUCGAGCCAUCAUGCCUAUCCGCGCCCUGUGCACUAUCUGCUCCGACUUCUUCGAUCACUCACGCGACGUGGCUGCCAUCCACUGUGGCCACACUUUUCACCUGCAAUGCCUAAUCCAGUGGUUUGAGACAGCACCAAGUCGGACCUGCCCACAGUGUAGAAUCCAGGUUGGCAAAAAGAGUAUUAUCAAUAAGCUUUUCUUUGAUCUUGCCCAGGAAGAGGAGAGUGUCUUGGAUGCAGAAUUCUUAAAGAAUGAGCUGGACAGUAUGAGAGCCCAUCUUUCCCAGAAAGAGAGGGAGAAACGGGACAGCCAGUCCAUUAUCGACACUCUACGGGACACCUUGGAAGAACGCAAUGCCACUGUGGAGUCCCUGCAGAACGCCCUAGACAAGACACAGAUGCUGUGUUCCACUCUGAAAAAGCAGAUGAAAUUCCUGGAACAGCAGCAGGAUGAGACCAAGCAAGCUCGGGAGGAGGCCCGCCGACUCAAGAGCAAGAUGAAAACCAUGGAGCAAAUUGAGCUCCUACUCCAGAGCCAGCGGUCUGAGGUGGAGGAGAUGAUCCGCGACAUGGGUGUGGGACAGUCAGCGGUGGAGCAGCUGGCGGUGUACUGCGUGUCCCUCAAGAAAGAGUAUGAGAAUCUGAAAGAAGCACGGAAGGCCUCAGGGGAGCUGGCUGACAAGUUGAGGAAGGACUUGGCCUCCUCUAGGAGCAAGUUGAAGACUGUCUACACUGAGCUGGAUCAGACCAAGUUGGAACUGAGGUCAGCCCAGAAGGACUUAGAGAGUGCUGAUAAGGAAAUCACGAGCCUAAGAAAGAAGCUAACGAUGCUGCAGGGAACCUUGAAUCUGCCUCCAGUGGCCAGUGAGACCGUCAGCCGCCUGGUUUUUGAGAGCCCAGCCCCCGUGGAGAUGUUGAACCCGAGGCUCCACCGGCCAUCCUUCAGUGAUGAGAUUGACCUCAAUGCUACCUUUGAUGUAGAUACCCCUCCAGUCCAGACCUCCAGCUCCCAGCAUGGCCACCCCAAGAAGCUCUGCCUGGAGAGGGCAUGCUCUCCAGUGCAGGACGUCCUCAAGAAGACACCUAAAGUCUCCAAGCAGGAGUCCCAGCUCUCACUGGGUGGUCAGCGCUGUGUAGGAGAGCUAGACGAGGAACUGGCUGGUGCCUUCCCUCUCUUCAUCCGGAAUGCUGUCCGGGGUCAGAAACAGCCCCACAGGACCACUGCAGAUUCCCGUUGCAGCACAGAUGCGGUAAGAGUAGGCUUCGAUGGGCUUGGAGGACGAACAAAAUUCAUCCAGCCUACAGACACAGCCAUUAUCCGGCCGAUGCCUGUGAAGCCCAAGGCCAAGAGUAAGCAGAAAGUGAGAAUAAAGACCCUGAAUUCUUCCUCCCAACCCAAGCUGGACACCUUCCUGUGGCAGUGAGCAGUGACCAGAGUCAUGUCUCCAAUUAGUAGGCCAAGACCUUUGCCAACCCAGGAGUGCUUUGGGAGAUGGCUCCUCUUCCUGGACAGUGCAAGAGGGGUAGCAGAAACUGCACUUACUGUGUUCGCCUUGCCCUGCACCACACGGAUUCACCUCUGGGAGCUGAUAUGACCAGGUUACAGUUCCGGUCAGCAGGACCUGCUUUUAGUUGAGGGUUUUGCAUAUAGCUACAACCAGAUAUGGCUGAGCUCCUUCUGUUUUUAUAGACCGGGGUCACAUGUGAGUCUAGGUGAAAGUACUGGAGGAUUCCUAAGCAGGCGAGCCUGAACUUCUGCCUGCCUUCAGCUGCGUCUUGCUCAGUGUGUCUGAGCUUGAACUAGGGGAUGUUAGGGAAGUGGGGGAAGUUUUCCAUGUAAAAUAAAAAGGCUUCUUUUC
Messenger RNA from Peromyscus californicus insignis, 3173 nucleotides. RefSeq names its product TRAF interacting protein (gene Traip). NCBI's taxonomy places the organism in Eukaryota, Metazoa, Chordata, Mammalia, Rodentia, Cricetidae. The record is from RefSeq and is a predicted model, not a curated record. The coding region runs from base 1326 to 2738 and encodes 470 amino acids. The transcript is spliced from 15 exons.